UAUGACAUCACUGCAGCUCAGUGAAAGUGAAACUGAUUUAAACAGGAAGACUUUAAACGUUUUCUCUCUUUAAAAAGGCGGAAUAUUUAUUCAUAUUUAUUCAAUAUACGUGGUAAAAUUAAGAGUUCACAACUGAUACUCACUCACAGGAUUAAAGAGAGGAAGAGCAAUGGCAGAAUCUUCAACACCACCAAAACAAAAUCCAACAAGGAGAAACAGUUUGAAUGAACCUCCAAUCGUGUCGUCCUCCAGUAGUGCACUAAAUGAGGAGCUUCAGUGUUCAAUCUGUCUGGAUGUGUUCACUGAUCCGGUCACAACUCCAUGUGGACACAACUUCUGCAAGACCUGCCUGAAUGACUGCUGGAAAAACGCUCAGGACUGCAACUGUCCGUUAUGUAAAGAAACAUUCAGCAAAAGACCCGAUCUGGAGAUUAAUACAACACUUAGAGAGGUUGUGCAACACUUUAAGGAAAAGCAAAAGUUGAAUUUGGGUAAAUCUGAAGUUCUCUGUGACAUCUGUGAUGAAAGAAAGCAGAAAGCCGCGAAGUCUUGUCUGACAUGUCAAAGCUCUUACUGUGAAACUCACCUGGAGCCUCAUCGGAGAGUUCCGGGUCUGAAGAAACACAAACUGAUGAACGCUGUGGAGAAUCUGGAGGAUUAUAUAUGCCAGAAACACGAGAGACCUCUGGAGCUGUUCUGCAGAGAUGAUCAGAUGUGUGUGUGUUUGUCCUGCACUGAAGGAGACCACAAGACUCACAACACUGUUCCUAUAGAGGACGAGAGUGCAGAGAAGAAGAAUCAGCUGGUAAAGACACAGACAGACGUGCAGCAGAUGAUCCAGGACAGAAUGAAGAAGAUUCAAGACAUCCAACACUCUGUAGAGAUGAGAAAUAGAAACACAGAAGAAGAGAAGUCAUCCAGUGUUGAGAUGUUCACGGCUCUGAUCCGCUCCAUUGAGAGAUGUCAGACUGAAGUUGUUGAGAUGUUGGAGGAGAAGCAGAAAGCAGCAGAGAAACAGGCUGAAGAUCUCAUUAAAGAGCUGGAGCAGGAGAUCAAUGAGCUAAAGAGGAGAAACUCUGAGCUGGCGCAGAUCUCACACACUAAAGAUAAUCUUGAUCUCCUACAGAUUUACUCGUCCUUGUACAGGCCUAAAAACACUAAGAACUGGACUGAGAUCAGUAUUGACACUCACGUGAAUGUGGACACUCUGAAUACAGUUCUGACUCGACUCAAGAACACUCUAGAUGAGACUCUAGAUCAAAAUGUAUUGAGGCGGAUGCAGCAGUAUGCAGUGGAUGUGACUCUGGAUCCUGAUACAGCUCAUCCUGGUCUCAUCCUGUCUGAUGAUGGAAAACAAGUGAGAGAUGGAGACAUUAGACAAAAACGUCCAGAUAAACCAGAGAGAUUUGAACUAUAUGCAGAUGUUCUGGGAAAGAAGGGAUUCAGUUCAGGCAAAUUUUAUUUUGAGGUGCAGGUGAAGGGAAAGAGUAAGUGGGAUAUAGGAGUUGUCAGAGAAUCCAUUAACAGGAAGGGAGAGAUCGAUCUGACUCCACUGAAUGGAUUCUGGACUGUGAGGUUGAGGAAUGAGAAUGAAUAUAAAGCCUGUGAUAAUACUCUGGUCUCUCUUUGUUUGAGAGUGAAGCCACAGAAAGUUGGUGUGUUUGUGGAUUAUGAAGAGGGUCUGGUCUCCUUUUAUGAUGUGGAGUCCAGCUCUCAUAUCUACUCUUUCACUGGUCAGUAUUUCACUCAAACACUCUUUCCAUUCUUCAGUCCAGGUCUUAAUGAUAAAGGUAAAAACUCAACUCCACUGAUCAUAACACCCGUCAGUUAUACGUAAUUAAUUUACACCCCAAAAAUAUGAAAAACUACAUGAACAUAUUUAAUUUGGAAGACAAGUUCAUAUAGAAAUAAUCAAAGUUUAACAAUAUUUUAAAUGUAACAAUGUAAAAUAUUUUAUUAUUAAUAUAAUUAUCAUUAAAUGCUUUCACAUUUUCAACUUGAAGAUCUAAUAGAUGCAAUAUAAAGUUUCUAAAGAUGCAUUUAAGGCAGGAGUUCUUAAAUAAGAAAUGUUGUGUUUACCUGGGACCCAAACUAAUACAACACUGUACAAUAUACUGUAUUUCUAUAUCCGUUUAUUUAUACACUUUUAUGACAAAUCUUUUUUCAAAGACUUAAAACUUAUACAUUUAAAAACACUUGAACAUGAAUACAAACACAUUAUCAAAUUGUAUAUAUAUAUAUAUAUAUAUAUAAUGUUUUAACUGGAAAAUAUAUCACCUCAAAGCAUCAUAUUUUGUUGCUCCUACAUACAUGUAAAAAGGCAACUGCUUUUAUUUACAGGUAUUGUCUCUACAAUAACACUGCCGUAACAAGGUAUUAUUCAUAAGACAAAGAUUCUGUAAGUUUCUUACACAGUUUGAAAGUCUUACCAUAUGAAUGUAAAGCUUAAGGCCUAGUAAUAAUAAUUUCAGUAAUUAUGGUAUUUUGGCAGAAACUAUGUAAUCAAUAAUCAGAUUGCUCUUUUGACUCACAAGCAGCCAUUAAGAAUCAGCCUACACCCUAGUAAUAUUCAAGAGCACACUAGCAACCGUGUAGCAACACCUAUUUCUCAGCACCAGAAUUAUCAUAGAGACAUGGGGUUGGGCACUUUUAACUCAGGCUAGCAAGCAGCUUUUCAAUAUGACCCUGGCAACUGCCUAGCAACUAUCAAGAGCACCUUAUAAACCAUACAGACACACCAUAUCUCAGCACAAGAACACUGUAAAGACAUGGGGGUGGGUUGUUUCGACUUAAGACAGUGUACUGAGGCCUUUGAAAGGACAUUGUGGUGAUGUGUUUAGCCAUGGCAGGCAGCACCAAAGUUUUUCUUCAGACAACGUACACAUCUCAUUCAAAUCUAACGUUUCAGUGAGAAAUCAAUCGAGCCAGUAGCUCCCCAAGUUACAACAAAUAGCUUGCACUUAUGAAUAAAUCACAUUGUUUGUGAUAGAAGCAAGAGAGGAAAAUGCAUAUCCAUGAACAACUCAUUCAAUGAAACACAAAUAGCUACUCAUUAACACACAGUUUAGCUUUCAGUCUUUCUCUUCACUUGAGUCGGCUAGUAAUAACAUCUCUGCAAAUUAGGGUUCGCUACACAAGGAAAACAACGGAAAAGCACGAGCGGUGAAUGGAUAGAUCCCUACUUAGAAAUCGUUCACUUCAACUGGCAUCACAAUCAACCUACAUGUUUUAAAUAAUGUAAAUUAUCACAUAAAAUGAACAGGAAAGCAUUCUCUUCAUAUCUGCAUAUGGUAAUCUCUAUCUGUAAAAUAAUAAAGGCCUCUCAACAACUUCUUUUGUUAGUACAGCUUUGUUAUUACAAGACACAGUUGCAAGCUGUUUCUUGUUCUGCAAGAGGAUGUGUCUAUAGGAAUGUAUUUCCUGUUUCUGUACUCUCAUGUAUCACACAUAGCUCAAACAUAUAUAAUGAUGAGCUGGACAACAAACGUUGAAGAAAGAUCUGAUACACUCUGGUGUCUGUGUCACUUCUUUCUUCCCUCAGCUGAGGCUUCUAAUCGAGACCAGGACUGCAGAUCAAGAAUAAUCAAUCAAAAAUAUUGCAUGACAAAAAGUACCUAACAAAACUGGGGGCUUGUCCGGGAUCUCUCCAGACAGGUAAGACUGAUUUAUUAUCAAUUAUUAACCUGUCUGAUGAAAGAUUGAAGAUUACGUAGUUUAAUUUGGCUUGAUAUCAUUAAUAACUCUGCAUGCGGGGGCCUCUUCAUAGAGACAAUAUUGCCCUAUUAAAAAUAGGAAGGAGGUUUUAACUCAUCACCGCUGCAGCAGUUUAAAAUUGAUCCUAAUUCUGGUGUGAAUAAGGGGACGGAAUUGUAUUGAGGAAAAGACAGAGAAUACAGAUUCAUAUCCUAGAGAUGGCCCAUUUAGUGAUCAAUUCAUGAGCGAAUCCAAAUCUAUGGUUAAAAGAGUGUGGGGGGACCCUCAGUGGGAUUAUAAGUACAUGAAAGAGUCAUAUGAGGUGUGAAGAAAAUGAAACCACUCUGGGACCAAGGUCCUGAACGAAAAGAGGCCAAUCAAAUGCACGUUGCUGCCUCUGUGUCAGAACAACCGCCUAAAUAUGAUAUUGUCGUGAACAGCCCCUUAACCCCUAGUACCCCAACGACACCAUGCACACUAUUAUAUCCAGACUUAAAACCAUUUAAAGGCAACACAUUCGCUGCAGCCGCGGCCAUAGUCAAAGACAUGAGCGAAGUUACAACAGCGGCAUUUCCUUUUAUCCAGUGCCCAGACGGAUAUAAAAUCAUUCCACAAGCAAUGUCAGAGGUGCUGGCUAUAUGCAAAGAGUUACCCGACCCAGUUAAAUCAUCCCCUACAAUACGUGAAUAUUUUAAAGAAACUCACGACAUACAGUCAAUUGCCAGAAUGCGAUUAUCGAUUCAUCUUGUCCAAAACAUUAUCUCCAGAUAUAACUGAAACAGGGUUAGUGGACAAAGUGCCUUUGCUGGACUCGAAAUUCGACCAGCCAUGAGUAGAGGAAGGAAAAACCAGGUCAGGAAAAGGCUUUAAGGGAACAAACAUAGACUGGGCAUGGGGAGAUGAUGAUGUAUUACCGAUGUUUUUUUAGAGACCUCCUCAAAUUCCUGCAGGGCAUGGCCGCAUCCAGACAAGAUAUAACAUAUCCGGCUAAUACGAAAAAACAAAGGGACAAAGGUCCAGUGGCAUUCUUUGCUCGGUUUAAGGCUUUGUGGAUCGAUGAAUCAUCCCUUUCAGCUGACGAUGACCAAGCAAUCCUAUUUAUAAACACCUUCUUAAACAACAUGGACCCUGAUCCCACUUGAUUAUUUCGUAACACAACAGCUGGUUUGACCGGGAUGACAAUUUCCGAAUUCGGAUGGCAACUUCGUGAGCUGUCCACCGCUGGGGCCUUCAAGGGCUGUCAGCGUACCUCCUCCAAAACGGCGCCAACAAUGGCUCAAUUUACGCCACAAAAUGCGCCCCGAGCGUAUGAAUCUCGGACAUGACAUUACUGCAGAAAGCAAGGACAUCUCAGAUUGUUGUAAAUGAAUGAGAGACCAGAGAGAACCACAGUGGCAUGACCGACAUGACAGACAGCAGGGAGUCCGCUCUGACCCACUGCGAGAAAAUGGCCCAAACAACCGUUCCACACCUCAAUACCCAACAGAAUGGACACCCCGCUAAGGAAGCCCACAGAGCACUGAGUCCUGCACUUUUGCAUUAGCAUCAAUGCUGUGUUUCGAUAACUCGGCACUGCCUUUUUUAUUGUUAAAUGUUGACCACAAACCGUAUACCUUUCUCGUCGAUACUGGUGCAACUAAAAGUUCAUUAACAGUGCAUUGCUAUGAAUGCUCUAUUAUGGUGUCGGAUAUGUGCACUACCAUUAACUAAAUUCCAGCAGACCACACUCAUUUUACUGUUAUUUAUUUGUGUUCUGUCUUCUUCGUCGCACCCACUACGCAGCCCCUGUUCGCAUUCACAAAUGGAGUCCAACAGUACACUUGGACCAGGAUGGCCCAGGAAUUUAGAGGCUCAUCUGCUGUGUUCUCUGCUGUAGUGCACACUACCCUCAAAGACACAAAGCUGCCACCACAGACCUGUCUGCUACAAUAUGCUGAUGAUAUCUUGGUACCCAUCCCGAUGCUGAGUCCUGUACAAUAGCAUCGAUGAUUGUUUGCAACAUGCUCAAUCACGCGGGUUUCAAGGCUUCCAAAGACAAGCUACAAUGGGUGAAACUGAAAGUUAACUAUCAGGGUCAUGAGCUACAGAAAGGAACAGUUUAGUGAACUACUGUCGAGCAUGGGUGCCAAACUGCUCUUUAUAUGACAAAAUACUGAGAGAAGCAACAUUCUCAAGAGCUGAGGAACCUAUCAAGUGGACUGCUGAAAUGGACAUGGCUUUUAAACAUCUACGAAACGGCCUCAGCUCUCCACCUGCACUAGGCUUACCGAAUUAUGAUGAACUAUUUCAUCUCUACAUGCACGAGGCGGCAGGCACAGCAGCAGCGAUCCUCGCUCAUUCCCAUGGUGGAACAUAUAGACCAGUGGCAUACUUGUCAAAAAUGAUAGAUGCAGUAGCCAAAGGCCUCCCUGCACAUUUGCAAGCAUUGGCUGCAGCGGCGUUGAUGGUACAACAUGCAGAACGCAUUGUUCUAUCACAUCCAUUGGUCAUGCACAUCUCUCACCAGGUAGGAGCAAUCAUGCACAACGAUACCACACAACACAAGACAGCACAAUGUCAAUCGGGGUAUGAAGCUAUUUUAAUGGCUACUGCUAAUCUGACUGUGAAACCAACAACCGUUGUACAUGGCCCGACUUCAUCAUUACACAAAUUGCUAACUAAAGGUGAAUUUUACAACGAUUAACAUGAUUGCCUCGAUCGGCUGAAAACAUGUACUUCCUGCAGGCCGGAUGUUUCAUCAUCUGCCCUGGAGGAGGGGGACCAUUGGUAAAUUGACGUGUCCUGUUCCAAGCCAACUGGUUCUGUAUACGGAGUGUUUAUGCUGUAACGGAACUUCUGAAUCGAUUUAUUGAAGCUUAUGCACUCCCAUAUAAAUCUGCACAAGCUGCUGAGUAGUUUCCAUUGUUCAGAGCAUGCCAAUUGGCUAAAGGUAAAUAAAUGUAUAAAGGCAAAGACUCAAAGUAUGCUUAUGGGGCGGUACAUGAUUUUGCUUGAAUGUGGGAGGAAAGAGAUUUCAAGACAGAUGAAUGCAAACCCAUAUCACAUCAUAACCUGGUUUCAGAAUAAUUGAGAGCAGCACAGUUGCCUGUAAAAUUGCAAAAAAUCCAAAGUUACACAACUACUCGAAGGAAUUGAACAUAAAUUUACAUUUCAACAUACCGUAUCACCCACAGUCGGCAGGCGUGGUUGAACUGACAAAUCGGAUAUUAAAAAUAUGCUUAAACAAAGCCUGCACCGAAACCGGAAGAACAUGGGUUGAUGUUCUACCAGCUGUGUUGACUGAACUCAGAGGUGGUGAUCAAGGAAUAUGUGGAUUCUCUGAUCAAAACAUUGAAUGGCAUAAAUGGUGAUAUUUCUCUUUCUAUACCUAUACCUAUGCCCACAGAAAAGCCCACUCAUUCAUUUGUUCCA
Molecule: messenger RNA, 7104 nt
Organism: Xyrauchen texanus (razorback sucker)
Lineage: Eukaryota; Metazoa; Chordata; Actinopteri; Cypriniformes; Catostomidae
Product: E3 ubiquitin-protein ligase TRIM39-like
Exons: 8
Coding region: 170-1837 (555 amino acids)
Biological process (GO): protein ubiquitination
Molecular function (GO): ubiquitin-protein transferase activity; zinc ion binding; protein binding
Source: RefSeq, a predicted model, not a curated record